Molecule: messenger RNA, 5705 nt
Organism: Menidia menidia (Atlantic silverside)
Lineage: Eukaryota; Metazoa; Chordata; Actinopteri; Atheriniformes; Atherinopsidae
Source: the annotation of a GenBank genome assembly
UCGGACGCACAGCACAUUGCAAAAGCACACUGAGGCAGAGCAGGACGUCAGACACACAUGGAUACUGAAUGGAUUACUUUAAUAAACAGAUGUGAACUACAACACAGAAAGGCUGAUAUAAAGGAAUUACAAACAUCUUGCAGAACUUCUUUGGGACACUGACCAAGAAAGAGUGACCGGGCUUUUUUUUUCUUUUUCCCCCACAGACAGAUUUAUUCAUAUCAUAUCAGCCAGCUGAUAGCACCCUCAAUGGAAAAAACAUACAUUGACAAUAGAGCUGUGAAUUUUUGUGGGUGAAUUGUGGCUUCUUGUACCCCUACCGCAACAGUGAAGUGGAGAAUAACAAAACAGAGCAGGAGAAAAGCACACACAUGAGUAAGCCUGCCAUGCACUGACAACAAGGAAUGGAAAGCAUCAGUGCGGAAACACACUGGGAUGGCUUAGAGCUCUCCUCCCUGGGCUCCAGUCGAAGAAACAACUUCUCCUCCUUGUUUGUGUCGGAACUGAACUCGCUGAACACUUCUCGCAUUGGGGGGUCCCUGUUAGGGCUCUUACCUGAGAAUGGCUCAAGCCCUACACCCAACACCCAACCCCAGCCCAGGGUGAGGGAUGUCAGUCUGGCGCGGGCUGAGAUCACCGUUCUGGCGGUGGUGCUGGCUCUCACCACGCUGGGCAACGGCUUUGUGUUAUGGGUGCUGCUGAGGAGAAGGAAACACAAUGCGCCGAUGCACCUGUUCAUGGUCAACUUGUGCGUUGCGGACCUGGUGGUGGCUCUCUUUCAGGUUCUUCCUCAGCUAAUAUGGGACAUCACGGAGAGGUUUCAGGGGCCAGACUUUCUCUGUCGGUCCAUAAAGUAUUUACAGAUCGUGGGGAUGUUUGCCUCCUCCUAUAUGAUCGUUGCCAUGACAGUCGACCGGCACCAUGCCAUCUGCUGCCCUUUGCAGGCCUACCGUGUUGGGGCAAUGUCCCGCUGGAACACCCCAGUCAUUGUGGCCUGGGGCUUGGCAUUACUCCUUAGCAUACCGCAGGUUUUCAUAUUUUCUCGCUCAGAAGUGGCUCCCGGAGUGUUUGAGUGCUGGGGUCACUUUGCAGAGCCAUGGGGACUGAAGGCCUACGUCACCUGGAUGACUGUGGCUGUGUUCUUGCUGCCCGCCAUGAUCAUUACCAUCUGCCAGAUAAGAAUCUUUCGUGAGAUUCACAAUAACAUCUACCUGAAGUCAGAGAGGAUGGUGAUGGCUGAGUUGAAGAAGAGUGAAAUCCUAUUUCGUUUCCACACCUUUAAGAAGGUUGAUGAGGGGACCAGGGAGAGGGGGAGGCAGGCACCCAGAGGAGGGGGCAGGGAUGGGAGAGGACAGCUUUUAAAAGCUGCGAGUAACUGCUCGCACAAUAACAUACCCAACGCCCAAGCUGGAGAGUGUUACGACUACACACCAUCCGCUAUUCAGUAUAGUAACUGCCAUGGGGAUCACAUGACAACAACAACAACAACAACAACAUCACCAGGGCAGCAGCCGACACUGAAUAGCUCAGAUUUCCAUGAGUCCUGCAAUAACUCGCCCCGCUGUUCCCUUGAUUUUGCCCACCCUCAGCCUCCUGCUGCUCCACCUCCCAGCAUUACAAAAGCCAUGUCCAAGACUGUGAGAAUGACCCUGGUCAUAGUGUUGGUUUAUACAAUUUGCUGGUCACCUUUCUUCAUCGUACAACUGUGGGCAGCUUGGGACCCCAACCCUCCAGACCAAGGAGUGGCCUUCACCAUCCUGAUGCUGCUGGCCAGCCUGAACUCCUGCACCAACCCGUGGAUCUACACGGCCUUCUCCAGCAGCGUGUCCAGAGAACUCCAAAACCUGCUGCACUGUCGGUCAGGACUGGGCCGGCGGGGUUCCCUGCCCGAUGACUCCACCACCACGCACACCUCCACCGCCAAGGACAACCUUUACUGACUCGGGCAGAUGAGACGGCAGCAUCCAGACUGAGGUGCGCUCGACAGUACAGGCGUGGGCUGCGCACGCACCUACUGCAAGGACACACUGCUGCACACAAAUCUCCCGCCCGCCAUCUGCAUCAUCCCAGCCCGAGAACAGCCUGACCUCCGCCAGAUGUUUGCAGCGACUGAGGACAGCCGUGCUGUCAGCGGGACAUCCGUCUGUAAUCAGAUGUCCGCUCCACCCCAGCAGUAAGGAGCUUUUGGCAGCCAGGAUGUCAUCACCAUUCGCAGUCAAGCUCUCCAGCGCAUGUCAAAUGCAAAAUGACCUGGAAAGUAAAGAGAUUUUCACCUGAGUAGCUUUUCAGUUGGAUCUUGUGCAGUGAUUCGUGAUUUCGGGAAAAAAAAAAGAAAAGAAAAAAGAAAAAAAACAAACCUCUGGCUUCACUCAGACAUAGCAGAGCACCAGGAAUGCGAAGGGUAGAUUUCUGCGUUAAUGGCCUCAUGGCAAGCCUUAAUGUACAAAGCAGCAGACAAAGUUAGAAGCGUUGAGAAAACAUCAAGAGAGGACGGGACAGCUGUCGAGCUGAAAACAGACGGGGGAUACCAUGAAUGUUACAGCUGCUGGAACAGUCAUGAGAAAGCUUUCAGUGCGAUCUAAUAAUGUGAACAACUUUAUCAUUUAAAAAAUAAUGGAUUAAAAACAGAUGCUUGAAAGCUGAAAUCAUUCUCACUUCAGUCUGAAGGAAGGCAUGAUUCAGGGAGGACAUGGAACUCUAAGGAUUAUCACACAGGACGAAGGGGAGGGAGGAAAAUAUGGAAGACUGCAGAUGAACAAACGUUUGUGGAAGCAAAACGUGCGAGAUGGGAGCGUGAAAACACAAACAUUGUGCGGAGGACACAGGAAGGAAACAUUCCAUGUGCAGUGCAAACGAUGUAUAAUAUAUUUAUUAAGGAUGCCUGGCACAUUAGAUAUUAUGACAACCUAUGUAAACGCUGAAUGUAAUUGUGAUGGUCGGGUGUUCAGGAGAAACGGGAGACAGUCCCUCCAAAGAUUUAAACAGGUCUCACGCAGGUCUUAACGGUAAGGUUGUUCCAGUGCUUAAGCAAAUGGCGAGCAUACUCGGAAGAUAGCUUCACAUUAACAGUGAAAAAAUCCCAAGUCGAGACUAAGUGCCUGAGCUGUCAUGAUGUUGUUAGAGGGGCCUCUCAGAGGGUUAAUCUUCAAAUGAUGUCAGCCAAGUUAUUCUUCAGCAGAGCUACCAUCAGCGCAGGGAUCAUAAGAUAUGUUAUAUCACACCAUGACCCCCACCCCCCGGAAACUCAUCUGUUGUUAUUGAACUGAAAAGACCAGAAACACCCUCAUAGAUUUUUAUAUUUCAGCUCCUGUAACUGCCUUUCUGAUACAGUUUUUACACUGUUUUCAACUAUGUACAGGAUUAGUUAUCAGGCCACUCUGCUGCAUGACACUCUUGAUGUUGAGACUUUUUUCCCCCCAAGGCAUUAGCUACUGUUCAUGAAAACAAUGUCUUUCAGAUCAGAGAAGGGUUUACUGCGCCUGGUCAAACUCCUCAUUUAAGAUAAGAUGUCCCCGAAAAUAAGCGUCUUCUUUCAUGCUGUCCACUCACAAUCCACCAGCUCUGAACGUCAGAGAACAGUGUUAUGUGAGUCUGAAGGACAAUAAUGGGAUGCUUUCAAGGUGUCUCAGGAGUAUGCGCCUGGGUCGAAGGAGCAGCCUCACCUUUUCCUCUGAGCGCCCAAAGUGUUUGGGCGUCCAGCACGCCACUGAGCAUUCGCUCCCCAGACACAAGCUCCCCACUUUGAUUCCCUGCCAAGCAAAAGGCCACAGCAACAACAUCCCCUCUUUCACUUUGUUAUACCAGGAAAUAGAUGAACUUCUCCUAAACCUUUGGAGUAUUCAUGUAUUUUUCCUUUCCCCGUCAGGAAGUUGAGAGGUCAGAGGACGAUUCAUCUGCAGCGAAAGGGGCCAGACUUCAGAUCCAUCCAGCUAUUCAGAUUUAGAGGAGAGGCAACGGCCGCCUGACAUGUGCAUCAUGCUCUCUGUGCAGCUAGCUGUGAGCUUUAAAAAAAUGCUUGAUAAUGAAUCCAGCAGAUAACGAAUUUGGUGGCACAAAGGCAGCUGAAUAUCCACUAAAAAUAGAAGCACCAUUGCAGUGCAGUGAUGCUCUGUUUGACUCCGCCCUGCUUCCCAAGGGUAAAGAUUUUACAGUUGCUGCUAUAACUGCAACCACCAUUAUUCCAUACUGAAACACGGUCGACGCCUAAACACAAGGUCAUCUCUUCAUUACGGUGGGGUAACAUUUCCUGUCAGGCCCGCGGCUGCACAGAGGUAUGAAAGAAACAAAUGGCCCCCGCAUUUUAGCUGUCAAAGAUGGGAAAGUAGGGCAUCUUGCAUCUUUAGAUCAGUUUAAGGUCAGCCAAGGAGUACAACCAGUGGCACUGAGGAAUGACCGAAUCCUCUGGCCCUGACCACAGUUAGUGUAAAUCAGGCAUGGAGCCAGGAGCCUUCGUAUGAUGAGCAAUAGGUCUCAGACGCUUAACUCAAAAUUGCUCCACGAACUUGACGAUUUCUGAAGAAAGCGCUGAGCUCAUUCCAAAACGCAUGGAAGCAACUUUCAGAACCAGCUUCGGUUAAUGUGCCGGAAACAUCACUGACCCAGUCUUCAUAAUGUUAAUUCAAUUCAUUUUCUGCGUCCACUCUUCUAUCCUGUAAAGUGUUUAAAAUCCCCUGCGGGAUUUGUUCUGUAUAUUACAGCAAAUGUCUUAUUAUGAACCAACACAAGCACCCACCUCAUACUUUGUAGAAUACAAAUUUACUGAUUAAAAAGAGCUUUUUAUCCGAAGGCCACUUUGGGUCAAGGUUAGCUUUUAUCACUCUCCACCACCUUGUUUUCAUUACUUGAAGCAUGGUUAUUUUUACGCCUUAACAUGCCCCGGCAAUUUCUUUUCUUCACAGUAAAAACAGGCAUGUGCACUUGGUCUGAUAAAACCUAUUUUAUGGGAGCUCAUUCAACAUGCUUUCACAGGAUUUACGGGCUGAUAAAUGGUUUGUUGUAAUGCGUCUGCUCAUGUUUAACCUACAGUUUUUCACGGCUGCUGCCAAGCACAGGCGUCCAUGUCAGGGACAUAGACAUGCUCCUUGGUGACCUAUCGUGAAACGAGAGGCUAAAACGAAGGAAAUAGACAUCAAGAGAAAAUAUUGGGUAGAUUAGUGGAUGCACGGACGGCAACAGAAGACCGAGAUAAUUGAUGUAAAAGCAAAUAGGCUUAGAUCUAAGUUUAUUUUCUGUAUCAGCUGAAGGAGCCACACAUCUAACAUGCCUCACGUGCCUCGUCCAUGAAACAACCAGAAAUGUAACUGUUGUUUCAGAGAAGGAAGUGGAAGCAGGUGUAGAGAGAAAGACUUAUUCUUGAUGAUUAGGUUAGCGCAUGGAAUAAUGAGCAGGAAAAACAAUGCUUUUGACGGACUGUAGACAGAAAAGUGUGACUCCAUGCGAGAAACAUUUGUGAGACGCCAGUUUCCACAUUGCUGAACCCCACUAAGCCCACCAGCUUCCACAUUGCUGAACCCCGCUAAGCCCAUCAGCGUCUGCCCCCGGAGUGGGUGUUUUUUACACCUCUGUCAGAGUGGCUUUUCUCUGCCUCACGGCACACAGCCCUCUCCUUGGUUCCUUUUUAUUUGUCUUAUAUCAUUACCAAACUCAAAUAUGGAAACAAACAGCUCUAUGUCAUUUUUGUUCAAAUCAGGCAUCCAAACAUUUAA